This is a messenger RNA of Stylonychia lemnae, 1110 nucleotides long. The record is from the annotation of a GenBank genome assembly. Lineage: Eukaryota; Ciliophora; Spirotrichea; Sporadotrichida; Oxytrichidae.
AUGCUGGCAGCUUCUCCAGUUCAAGCAAGAGCCUUCUCAGUUGCAUUCAACAUCAAGUCAAAGUUCGAAGCCGCAUUCGAGAAGAAGCAAUAAGCUGCAGGCAAAACAGUGAGAAAAGACCCAGAGCCAAACAACAAGGCUGAAUAUGGUCAAGGUUACUAUCAAUAAAACCUUAAGAACAUGAGACAAGGCUACGUUCACCCAUAUCACAGUGAGAAAUACCCACUGAUUCACUCUCAAUUCCAUUAUCUCAAGACCUUAUUCGAGGCUGUUGGUCCAGAGCAAGUCUCACCUCAUUAUGAAUCUCUUUCAAGAAGCAGAAGAGGUCUCUUAUUCUUGUUCUUCUAUAUUGGAACAAUCAAUACCGUCUCCAGAUUCGGAGGAUGGUCACAUAAUGAAUGGAUAAGAGCUAUGAUCUGGCAUCAUGAAUAUUUGAUUGCUUUCUAUCUCGGAUAUCUCGAGACUAGACAUUUCACUUACUUCCUUGGUCCAAAGUUCACCACCUUCUAUAAUGUCUAUACCAGAUACGAGACCCAGCAACUCUGCUCAAUGUGGGCAGAUCAAGCUGAGGAAGAACAACUCAGAUUUUUAAGACACACUAAGGAGCAACUCGAGUAUGUUAGAAUUAAUGCUGAAUACGAUUACGUUAAGAAGAGAGCUUUGAUUAACUAUUUAACCAAUGAGAAGUUGAAUCUUGAGCUCCACUUCCAUAACAGAACUCUUAACAUGCUUAGGUCAAUCUAAAACUAUGAAAACUAAAACUUAAGAAAUCACUUAAGAGAGAUCGUCUUGGGAUCAUUCGACAAAGUUUAAUAAUCAUUGAAAGAUUAAACUACUAGAAAAUAAAUCCAAUAGUAAGCAUUCCAAGCUGCUCUUAGCGGAAUCCAAAGUGGAGUAAUGAAAUACGAUAAUGAUCCACUUCUCCCAAUUCUUCAAAAUGAGAUGUAAUCAAGAAUAGCUCACUUCAAGGGACUCACACCAGAGGAGGAGAGCAAGUUAUUGAGUUUAAAUCAAGACUAGAAGAGAUCCAUCGCUGAUUUCGAUAGAAAGGCUAAAGAGGAUUAUCUCCACGCUUCUGCUUCAGUCAACGUUCCAGGCCGCAAGAAAUGA